AUGAAGAUGAAUGAUUCGGCAGACGGAACAACUCACCAGACUUCGCAGAGGAGAUGGAAACAUGGCAAGCUAGCAGGUUUUCAGAUGUUGCUGGUGCACAGGCGGAUACGAAGCUCCAACCAGUCGGCAUCGGCAAAGCAACAUUGGAGUCAUCCGCCAGACGUCAAAUGUUCAUCAGCCCCUAGAUUCCAGAGGCUUCAAAGUUCAGGCCGAAGCGGCCUGGCCUCUCGUGCGUGCUUCCAUGACGCCCCGCAACGACGGACACGGCGAUUCAAGGUUUCUGGCAACGACUUGAUACUUCACAACGACAUCACAUAG
Messenger RNA from Ustilaginoidea virens, 318 nucleotides. RefSeq lists its product as uncharacterized. The record is from RefSeq and is a predicted model, not a curated record. NCBI's taxonomy places the organism in Eukaryota, Fungi, Ascomycota, Sordariomycetes, Hypocreales, Clavicipitaceae. The transcript has 2 exons. The coding region runs from base 1 to 318 and encodes 105 amino acids.